Coregonus sp. 'balchen' is the source of this 17360-nucleotide messenger RNA. Lineage: Eukaryota; Metazoa; Chordata; Actinopteri; Salmoniformes; Salmonidae. The record is from the annotation of a GenBank genome assembly.
AUGGCGCCCUCAUCCCUCAGUAUCUCCGUGUGGUUGUGUGAGUGAAUCAACAACAACAAAGACUGGGGAUCAAAGCUGAGGAUGAUGCUCUGGAGAUAACGGUUCAAAUUGACGCUGCAGCAUCUCUCCUGAGUGACCCAGUGAGAAGUUGAACCAGGACCCCCGCUAGUGGGAACGGCUCUCAUCCUCCAGACGGAGGUUAAUCACCAGGGCAACGGCACAGGUGAGAGCUCAUGCAUUUUCAUCACAUCACAUGACAAUUUCAAAGGCAUCCAACCUAUAGAAAUACUCACAGCCAUAUAUGCUGAAUAUGGCUAUGGGACUCCACUCAAUAAGCUCCACUCAAAGUGUCAUGAUAUCAUUUAUUUUUGGACAAAUUAAUGAAUAGUUAAGUGUCCUUAAGCCAAUUAAGGCCUAGUUGUACAUCACCUGUUAUUCUCAUAGCCUCCUAGGGUUUCUCUCCUUCCUCCAUGACAUAACUUGAUCAAUUGGACAGACAUUGGACAGUCCCCAGCUCUGGUCCCCCAAGUCAAAGUGAAUUACUCCUUAAAAAGCAAUGAUGAAAACCAGCAGACACUUUGGCCGUCAAGAACUGGAGUUUAGAAUGAUACAGAUGUAGGAUCUUAAUUUGAGCCAGUUUGCUACAGCAGCAAAAUAAUCCUGCAGCAACAGGAAAUGUGAAUUAUUAUGUGGAUUAUAAUUAAAGCUGCAAUAUGUAGCUUAUUGGGUGACCCAACCAAAUUCACAUAGAAAUCGGAGUUAUAUAUCUGUCAUUCUCAUUGAAAGCAAGUCUAAGUAGCGGUAGAUCUGUUGUAUGUGCACUAUUUCUAUGCUUCCCAUUCUCAAGUUUAGUUUUUGCUUCUUUACUUUCGGUUUUGUAAUCCAGCUUCAAACAGCUGAAAAUACAAUACUUUUGGUUAUUGAAAAUAUAUUUUACACUGGUUUAGAUGGUACAAUGAUUGUCUACACAAUACAUUGCUUGUUUUGUCACAUAAACUGAAAUUAGGCAAACUUUUAGAAUUUUAGAAACCAGGAAAUGGCUCUGCAUAUUGCUCCUUUAAUCGCCAUUUCUGUAGUGUUUUUUCGUUAGGGCAAAACAAGUCUGACAUUUCAAUGUGGAAAUUACAAACUUCAGAAUAUUUUUUCAAACUGAAAUACACUACAAGUUUGCGUUUCCUGCUAGGCAGGAACAUUCUCAGUAAGAUCCUACAUCUGUACCAGUAGGGGACAGUUCUAUGCAUGCAAUUUUGUCCAACUAGAGUUUUGCAAUGGAAUUUUCCUCCCUACAGCACUGAGUGGAUGCAUAAAGUUAUGGAGAAAUGACAAAGCAUUGUGCAAUAUGAUGAUUCUGAACUUUCCCUUGAUCCUCUGCCUGCUCUCUUUCCCCUCUGCCAUUACCCCUGGAGGUGGUAGUCAAUCCAUAAGUAUGGUUCCUCCUGACAAUGCUGGGAUGGCUGUUUGGGAUCUUUAUUUUUGUUUUGUUUGUACAAAAAACUUGGCAGACGGUUCUCUGAGUUGCACCACUAGGCCUCACUACAAGCUUUUAUGGCAAGUUUUUACUCAAGCCUUGCAGUGCAGCUGUGAACAUAGCAGGUCACCCCAACCCAGAGCACUUGAGCCUGUUAAGCAAGGAGAGACAUAAGGCCAGGGACUGCUGAGGGUUUUUUGGGUCCAGAUGCAGACAGAGCAAGGGCCGUGGCUGGGAAAAACAGCCUUAGACUAAACACCUAAAAGCAGGCAGAGAGAAGUGGAGGAAAGUCCAUGUAACUCCGGUGAGUCCUGGAAAUGCGAUACAAGUAAAAUGAAGGGGGCACAGCUGACUGGGCUGGCAGUAUGCAGCCUCUCUCCUCGCUGAAUUCCCCACAUUCCUCUGAGGAGGUAAUUAAAAUCAGGAGAGCAGGGGAGCAGAACGACAGAACGACGGACAGCGAGGCCAGUCAAUGUAUAACAGAGAUAGAUAAGGGCUCCUCGUGGAGCUGUGACAUCACUUCAUCAUGUUUACAGCACAUAGGGGUUGUAGUGGAAGAGGCGGAUGUGAGCUCUGAUGUAACAUAUGGAGCCGAGGUAGUGAGAUGUUUGAAGGUUGGUGUGUCCUGAAGCUAUCUGCGACCCUGGGAUUUCACCCCAUGUUUUUAUAGGAGGAGGGAGGGCCAAUGGUAGCAGGCCUUUGGUUUGGGGGUACAAAGGGUAGAAACAUAUAGUGUGUCUCUUGGGUGAGGAGAACGUGAGUGUGGCGAGGGGGCUAGCCGGGAAGCAGCGCGGUAACGCUCAGGCGACCACAGACGGACAUACCUGGCAUUCCAGUGGGUGAUUAUUACCCAGAAUUCCAAAGGGCCAUUGAAGUGCUUCAGGUGCUGCUGCUGUUGUCCCCUUUAUACUCCCCCCCCCCCCCCUCUUCAUCACACCACUCUACCUCCUCAGCCACUCACCUCCCUCCAAUCUUAAUUUUCCUCUCUUUCCUGUUGUUUAUGAGGCAGGGGCAGUGUUGGCAUUUGGCACAUGUGCAGUAGUGUAUUUUUUACGAGAACGCUCAAUCAUCAGCACACCUGUUUCAUUCCAUUUCAGACUUCAGGCCUUUCAGAUUCAAAUAACAACACAUUUCAUUCGGUUAAUAUUUUUCACUCACCUUAGGGUCCAAUGUGUUUCUCUGUAUUUAUAUUUGAACUUAGAGUUGAGUUACAGUGUGGUAACCCCCCUGGGCAAAGUGGCCAUGCAUGUGAGGUGGCUGGUGAUAACUGCUGUGUUGACACUAGCACCUUCUGGAUUGGGUUCCUCUCCUGACCUGCUCUAUUUGGAUCAAUAAUAGAACAAUAUUGAUCAGAGAGACCAGGGAAGAUUGAGGGGCUGAUCUUAUAAAAAUAGGAACAGCAGUGCUUACCUAGGCAGUAUUCUUUGAUGAUGAACUCCAGUACGUGUAAUAAUAUGGUAAUAACUAAACUAUAUGGUAAUAACUAGCCUACAGCUAAAUGAUUUUGUGCAUCCCUACUGAGCCCUAUAUUGGUGAGUUCUCAAUAGCUGUGUGUACUUACUACGUUGUUACAGUGUAAUAAGACCAAUGUUAUUGUGCUGAUUGUUACUGUAGUUUAAGGCCCAUGUGAUAUGUGUCUGGUCCACUUUAGGUAAAGAGAAUACUAAAAUACCCUUUCACUUACCAAAUAAAGCACACAUUUUCCAAGCACACUAAUCUCUGCUGAAUUAUAGUCUUAUAGUUGUCUCAGUGUUUUUUGAAUUCCAGUGUUUCUUUGUCAUAUAUAUGGCAACCCACUCCACUAAAGGAAAGAUUUCUGGCUCCCAGGUGUCUUUUAUACAGGUAACGAGCUGAGAUUAGGAGCACACUCUUAAAGGGAGUGCUCCUAAUCUCAUUUUGUUACCUGUAUAAAAGACACCUGUCCACAGAAGCAAUCAAUCAAUCAGAUUCCAAACUCUCCACCAUGGCCAAGACCAAAGAGCUCUCCUAGGAUGUCAGGGACAAGAUUGUAGACCUACACAAGGCUGGAAUGGGCUACAAAACCAUCGCCAAGCAGCUUGGUGAGAAGGUGACAACAGUUGGUGCGAUUAUUCGCAAAUGGAAGAAACACAAAAGAACUGUCAAUCUCCCUCGGCCUGGGGCUCCAUGCAAGAUCUCACCUCAUGGAGUUGCAAUGAUCAUGAGAACGGUGAGGAAUCAGCCCAGAACUACACGGGAGGAUCUUGUCAGGCAGCUGGGACCAUAGUCACCAAGAAAACAAUUGGUAACACACUACGCUGUGAAGGACUGUAAUCCUGCAGCGCCCGCAAGGUCUCUCUGCUCAAGAAAGCACAUAUACAGGCCCGUCUGAAGUUUGCCAAUGAACAUCUGAAUGAUUCAGAGGAGAACUGGGUGAAAGUGUUGUGGUCAGAUGAGACCAAAAUCGAGCUCUUUGUCAUCAACUCAACUCGCCGUGUUUGGAGGAGGAGGAAUGCUGCCUAUGACCCCAAGAACACCAUCCCCACCGUCAAACAUGGAAGUGGAAACAUUAUGCUUUGGGGGUGUUUUUCUGCUAAGAGGACAGGACAACUUCACCGCAUCAAAGGGACGAUGGACGGGGCCAUGUACCGUCAAAUCUUGGGUGAGAACCUCCUUCCCUCAGCCAGGGCAUUGAAAAUGGGUUGUGGAUGGGUAUUCCAGCAUGACAAUGACCCAAAACACACGGCCAAGGCAACAAAGGAGUGGCUCAAGAGGAAGCACAUUAAGGUCCUGGAGUGGCCUAGCCAGUCUCCAGACCUUAAUCCCAUAGAAAAUCUGUGGAGGGAGCUACCAGAGUUUCUAAUGCUGUUGUCUUCUUGGAUACACUAUACACCUUAAUACUUUACCUUGUCAAGGGUUAUGUUAAAUCAGGGAAAAAUGUAUACUUGGCACAACUCUGUCAUCCUUUUUAAGAGAAUAUUGCCCUCUUAACAUUAAAAGUGAAGUUAUGACAUGGUUGAGUGAGUAUUUUAUGGCUCAUGCAGUCUGAGAAGUUUAAAGCUUGCAGAAUAUUCACAGUAAAACUCUUUAAUGUGCUUCGUGCCAGAUCUGUCAGUGCCAGUGGAGCUCAAAUUUCAGACCUUUUCAACUCUCGAUUUGUCUUAUGUGCAAAGUUUCUCUCUGUCACACACACACACACACAGCUCAAGUGCUUUUUAAAUGGCAGUUUCCCGCUCGGCCAGGCCUCGUCCCAGAAAAGUAAUUUUAGUUUAUGUUCCACGCUUUCCUUGAGAAAUGGAUGGUACUUCAGAAAUUACAUGUUCUUAUAUACCUUCUUCAUGCACACUAUCUUUAAAUGCAUUACAAACCAUUUAGUAUGUUUAUAUCAAAGAUAAACAGCUUGUGUUUUAAGGACUGAUGAUGUCGUACACUUCACACUAUAAGAUAAUCUAUUGCCAGUGCUACAAAAUAUGUUGAACAUAAAGAUGAUGAAUAUGAUGAUGACUUGUGAAUAUGAUGACAACUGCAGCUUAUGUUAUGAAAUAUAUUCCCUAUGUUAACAAAUUGGUGCUUUCCCUGCAGGCUGUUGAUGGGUGCCACUGCAGAGUGAGGAGUCUGAAGAUCUGCAGAUCUCUGAAGGCUGUUGGCUUAGACAGCGCUCACACACACAUCGCCAAAAUGAGUGAGUUCCUUGUGUUGAUUAUGAUGAUGUUAGAACACACAUGAAACACUCACAAUAUUACACGUCAUAAAUGUACACUCAGAUGAACACACACAACCUACACACACUAUUCCCCAACCCCCAGUUCCUGUGUGAGUUGAGCUGAGCUGGUUUUCCAGACGCUGGCCGGGCCGGCGGGUGAAGGAUUGAUUUUCAGUGUUAUGGAGAUGGGGCUCUGGUUCUCUCUCCUGCCCUGCUGCUGUGUGAUGUCUGUCCAAACUACACUAGGGGAAUAUUUCCCUUCGUGAGCUAAAACAGCCAAUGCAGCGCUCAGAGAUCAAACAUGGGAAUAGGAAUAUCAAAAACACUGCAGUCUGUCCUCUCACUGGCUCCAUUACCCUGUCGCUAGCUGAACACUCUCAAUGUGGGUUUAUUAUAAAAACACUUCUUUUUCUGUGUACACAACUAGAAGUGGGAUUUAAGUGGCUACACACACACACACACAAACACACAAUUACACUUCAAUUUUAUCUUAUGGUAACUGUGUGUUUCCACCAACCCUUCUCCCCUAUAGAUGAGCGCCAGGCUCUCCACUCCAUAAUGAAGGACCUGGUGGCCCUCCAGAUGACGAGGCGCCAGCCUGUGCCCUCUUAUGACACGGGAAAACCCAAGACUCUGCCCAACCCUGCCCCUACUCCUGCUAAGAGACAGGUAAACCAUCUACCACCCCACACAGUCAACAACACACACUCCUCAGACAGGCAUGUCAAUAUCAUCCCUACCAGACAUCUUGUUUCCCUUCAUGACCCCAUCCUGACCCUGUGACCUUCCGUGACCCCUCUUGACUGGGCUUCUUCUCUCUACUUCCUCAGGACGAUGUCAGAAUAAAGUUUGAGUUCAGUGGAGAGAGGAGGUGAGUUGGUUUUCUUGUUUUUGGAUGUGUGUCUUUGUGUGUGUGUGUCUUUGUAUGUGUGUGUGCCUGUUUUAUCACGUCUUUGUCUGUGAGAAGAGCACGGUCAGCUCGGCUCAAACGCACUCCAGCUCUCCAGUCAGACUGGUAUGUGAAGCGGAGAAUGGAAAGGGAAAGGAGUGUGGUUUAGCUGUGUCUGCCAGCAGAAACCACAGCUAUGUUAGGUGUGCUUAGAGGAAAAUGCACACGCUGGAAACUGAAUAUGUUUGUAAAAGUGUGUGCACGCUUGUGUUGCAGAUCAAAAGAGGUUAUAGUUUCCUGACCGACACCCUUUUUUUCCUUCUGUCUGUUUGUCUGUCCAUCUUACCCGCUGUUUGUCUGUCCAUCUUACUCACUGGUUGUCUACAUAUUUUUUUAUUUGUGUAGGAUACUGAUGUUUGGGAGGCCUGUGCAGUUUGAAGAAAUCCAGCAGAAGGUCAAGACAGUCUUUGGCCAACAGCUAGACUUGCACUAUAUGAACAAUGAGGUACAGCUAAUCCCACAUCUCUUUCUCUCCCUUUCUCACCUACAAACACUCUCUCAGACAUACACCAACACAAUGCAUACACACACAAACACUGGCCCUCACAGCAACCCACUGGAUGUAGAUAACUUUUACGGACAUUUUCCUGGACAUUUAGUCCGAAGUACAAAGAUGCAUGUUUAAUGGAAAUUCUCCCUUAGUGUCUCUGUGUGGUGGUUGAGUCAUCUCUGUGUGUUGUAUGUCCAGCUGUCCAUCCCUCUGCGUGGUCAGGAUGACCUGGACAAGGCCAUUGACCUGCUGGACCGCAGCUCCAAGAUUAAGAGCAUCAAGAUCUUGCUGCUGACGCAGGAGCAGUGCAAUGUACGACACACACACACACAUAAAUACACAGACAUACAUAAAUAAACAAACACACACAUUAAGCAAUAACACAUGUUAUUAAAAUCAUAUGUAAUAGGAUAGUGUGUAGUGUCUAUAUGUGGACCAGCACUCUGACCACACCCCUGUAAUCCCUCCCCCUAGGCCUCCCCGUCCCACUCUCCCUCUCCCUCUCCCUCCUCCCACCACACGGUGAGUAAGCAGGUGAGGAUCAAAGCCCAGUCCGCGGGUGAUGUCAGCACGGUGUACCAGCCCUCCGAGCCCAGGGGGCGCCACCUCUCCACCAGUGAGUAUGAACAGCAGAUUCAACUCAUUGCUGCUUCCUCUAUUCUACUGCCUUUGCUUUCAACAUCCUCUUUCUCCCUUCCUCUCGCUCUAACUUUUUUUUUACAAUAGAAAGGGAAGGUUAGUGGUAUCUCUCACUAUGGAGAGACAGUAAUGUUGGAUAUUGUCUGGUUUGGUGUUUGUCAUGUCUUGCUCUCUUAGCUCAUUUUUUUUGCUAGCUUUCUCUAUGUCUCUCUAUCCCCCCUCUCUCUCGCUCUCUCUCUCUACUCCCCCCCUCGCUCUCUUCUCCCCCCACCCCCCUCCUCUCUCUCGUUUCCACCCCCUCUCUCUCUCUCUGACUGCUGUUGUUUCUCUGGCUUCCCCUCUUAGCAGUAGGUCCUCUUCCUCUUCCUGUCCACCAUCACUGGCUGCUCUACAAUGGCCUGCUGGCCACAAGCCAAUCAGAUAUGGAGACACUAUUAGUGUAGCAGGCCAAUGGCCUGGUUUUAGAAACACUGGCUGUUUUGGGAGAGGGGAGGGGGGUUUGAGAUUAGUGCAGCGUGAGGGAAUCUGUACAUAUCCUAAAUUCUCUGCAGAUCCUCCGCCUGAGGCAGAGUUACAUUUUGAACAAUCACGUUAUUAAUAAUUGAGAUAUUUUUUUCCCUCAUUUCAUUCUGUGGUUGGAGAGAGAGAGAUCAUAUCUGUUAUCAGUGUUAGGGAUGUACAGUGGGGAGAACAAGUAUUGGAUACACUGCCGAUUUUGCAGGUUUUCCUACUUACAAAGCAUGUAGAGGUCUGUAAUUUGUAUCAUAGGUACACUUCAACUGUGAGAGACGGAAUCUAAAACAAAAAUUCAGAAAAUCACAUUGUAUGAUUUUUAAGUAAUUAAUUUGCAUUUUAUUGCAUGACAUAAGUAUUUGAUACAUCAGAAAAGCAGAACUUAAUAUUUGGUACAGAAACCUUUGUUUGCAAUUACAGAGAUCAUACGUUUCCUGUAGGUCCAGGUUUGCACACACUGCAGCAGGGAUUUUGGCCCACUCCUCCAUACAGAACUUCUCCAGAUCCUUCAGGUUUCGGGGCUGUCGCUGGGCAAUACUGACUUUCAGCUCCCUCCAAAGAUUUUCUAUUGGGUUCAGGUCUGGAGACUGGCUAGGCCACUCCAGGACCUUGAGAUGCUUCUUACGGAGCCACUCCUUAGUUGCCCUGGCUGUGUGUUUCGGGUCGUUGUCAUGCUGGAAGACCCAGCCACGACCCAUCUUCAAUGCUCUUACUGAGGGAAGGAGGUUGUUGGCCAAGAUCUCACGAUACAUGGCCCCAUCCAUCCUCCCCUCAAUACGGUGCAGUCGUCCUGUCCCCUUUGAAGAAAAGCAUCCCCAAAGAAUGAUGUUUCCACCUCCAUGCUUCACGGUUGGGAUGGUGUUCAUGGGGUUGUACUCAUCCUUCUUCUUCCUCCAAACACAGCGAGUGAAGUUUAGACCAGAAAGCUCUAUUUUUGUCACAUCAGACCACAUGACCUUCUCCCAUUCCUCCUCUGGAUCAUCCAGAUGGUCAUUGGCAAACUUCAGAUGGGCCUGGACAUGCGCUGGCUUGAGCAGGGGGACCUUGCAUGCGCUGCAGGAUUUUAAUCCAUGACGGCGUAGUGUGUUACUAAUGGUUUUCUUUGAGACUGUGGUCCCAGCUCUCUUCAGGUCAUUGACCAGGUCCUGCCGUGUAGUUCUGGGCUGAUCCCUCACCUUCCUCAUGAUCAUUGAUGCCCCACGAGGUGAGAUCUUGCAUGGAGCCCCAGACCGAGCGUGAUUGACCGUCAUCUUGAACUUCUUCCAUUUUCUAAUAAUUGCGCCAGCAGUUGUUGCCUUCUCACAAGCUGCUUGCCUAUUGUCCUGUAGCCCAUCCGAGCCUUGUGCAGGUCUACAAUUUUAUCCCUGAUGUCCUUACACAGCUCUCUGGUCUUGGCCAUUGUGGAGAGGUUGGAGUCUGUUUGAUUGAGUGUGUGGACAGGUGUCUUUUAUACAGGUAACGAGUUCAAACAGGUGCAGUUAAUACAGGUAAUGAGUGGAGAACAGUAGGGCUUCUUAAAGAAAAACUAACAGGUCUGUGAGAGCUGGAAUUCUUACUGGUUGGUAGGUGAUCAAAUACUUAUGUCAUGCAAUAAAAUGCAAAUUAAUUACUUAAAAAUCAUACAAUGUGAUUUUCUGGAUUUUUGUUUUAGAUUCCGUCUCUCACCGUUGAAGUGUACCUAUGAUAACAAUUACAGACCUCUACGUGCUUUGUAAGUAGGAAAACCUGCAAAAUCGGCAGUGUAUCAAAUACUUGUUCUCCCCACUGUAUCUUCUUUUCUCCCCCAUAAUCCAUUGUUUAACUUUUUUUUAAUAUUACUUUUUUCAUUUAGCAGAUGCUCUUAUCCAGAGCGACUACCUCAGCAAUUAGGGUUAAGUGCCUUGCUCAAGGGCACAUCGACAGAUUAUUAUCCUCCUCCUCCUCUCCCCCGUCCCAGGCUCUCAGAACACAGGCCGUAGCUCCCCCCCUCCUGGCUAUGUCCCUGAGCGGCAGCAGAGGAUCGCCCGCCAGGGCUCCUACACCAGCAUCAACAGUGAGGGAGAGUUCAUCCCAGAGAGCGACCAGUGUGUGAGUCAUUGCACUGUACACAAACACGUGCGCACACAAACACACGCACGCACACACACACAAACAAACACACACACACACUGUAGGGCUAAUACUGUGUCUCUUCUUCCUAGGUGCUGGACCCCUGGAGCAGUGCAGAGAACUCUGUCUCAGGAAGCUGCCAGUCGCUGGACAGUAGCUCAGACAGGUGAGGGCAGGGCUCUGUCCCACAUUCUACCCAGGGGUGAAAGUAAGCCAGUAUGGACUGGUACAGCGUCCUGGCAAAAUAAAUAGUGGGGGUACUCCGUACUGGUGAAACGUGAGCCUAUCAUUAUUAACACAAAAUGCCAAGAAAACUGUAGUCUAUUACACCAUUAUUUAACUUUACCUAAUGUCUUCUGCAUGAAAAAUGUGCGAAUUGACUUGAAACCGGAUGGUAUAUUCCCCAAAUUGCAUUGUGGUUCGACAAGAACACUUGCAUGCCUUGGAGAUGAGUGGCCGAGACCGAGACAUGCACAGACAAGGCGGAGAUGAGUGGCCAAGACCGAGGCACGUGGACAACAGAGGAUGCAUCAAUUCAGGCUAUAAGUUUAAGCCAAUCGCAGAAUGUCAUUACAAUACACGUAGGUGUUUUGUAAAAGAUGUCUCUUUCCAUUCAUCAAAUUGCAGGUGCACUGUUGGGGUUUGGAUGCUGGAAUUAUUUUGUGAGUGGACGAACGUGUACGGGUAGGCUACAGGACCGCCUCUUUGAAGUGAUUGUUUGUUUGACAAACAGAUUAAAACAUCAUGACUGGUUGUGUUUAUGCCACAUUAAAAUGCAUAGGCGGCAUGUCCAUAAGGCUAGGGGAAGCUAAGCUUUCCCUAAAGUAAUUUUUAUCGCGUAGCCUACAGUUGGAAGCGCCCGCAAUUUGUGCAGCGCGUGGCAAAUACCAAAUGUGAGUUGCUACUGUCAGUGAAAAGCAGAGAGACCCAACAGUUUGGAAAGCAAAGGCUAUAGCUGUAAAGAGAAGACAAUGAAACAACUGCAAUCUGUCUUUUAGUCAUCCAAAUUCUCAACUUAAUUGAGCGAACAGUAGCCUAUCUUAUUGGCACCAGCGGAGAACAUUGUCCAUAUCCCCGGUGAGUGUGCAUAUUCACUUUAUCAUUGGGUCAUUAUUUCCUCCUCCAGGUUAGAUGGACUAUAUUGUAUUUGUGUUUCCCCUUUCCGUAGGCCUAUUAAAUGGAUCAGACAACGUUGUUUUUAUUGAUCUGUUUGUCAGUGUCAGCAGAGUAUGCUACCCUGUAAUUUUUGUCGUAUUAAAAAAAGAUUAUGCUUAUGUCUCCAGUCAUAUAAAGUGUAGUAGAAUUGCAUGAAAUGUGUUUAUAAAAGGCCAACAUUUUCCUGUGCAAAGAAAGGAGAAGAAAUUAAUCUGAUAUAGCCUAGGCCUACUCUACGCCAGUACGCACUGCAUUGAAGUAUUUUUUUUUUGUGAACAGUGAUUGUUAUAUUAUUAGCUUAAAUUAUGACUAUCCAAUAUAAUCAUCACAUUAGGAAUAGUAGGCUAUCUUACAUAAGUCUGUAAAUGCGAGGAUUGAUGAAAUGCUUUAUUGUAAAGGUGCAUUUUUAUGGUGAAAAUUAUUUUCCCCAAACUUGAAACCCACUCACCACCUAUGUUAACAGGUAUUGCAUGUUAAAAGUGAUAUGACAAAUCUUUACUAGCCUAGGCUACUAGGCCCACAGAGAUCAUAUAUGAAAUUAAUAAGGAUUCUAUUUGUAAUUCUACGAUUACACUUAUUUAAAAAAGUGGGUGCGCGCUUGGGUGUCCGGUUCCGGUAAGAAAUUACAUCUACUUUUACCCAUGAUUCUACCUCACACGUACACACAAUACUUGACUUGGGUUAUAAAGACAUUGUAUGUAUUUUGAGGAGGUGAUCAGCACCUCUCACUCUCUCUUUAUCUGUCUUUCCUCCCAGCCCCUCCCUGAGGAAGUCACGCAUGCACCGAGCUAAGAGCUACCCUGAUAACCGGCAGCUGGAGAACGUCUCAGGUGGGUGCCCAGGAAGAUUCCUGAUAUCACUACACAAGAUAUAGAUCCUCACUGUAACGGAAAACUGUAAUUUUUUUGUUUCUGGCUUAUUACCGUAUUUUGAGGCGUACCUUGUAAGAGGCUAUAUUUGUUGCACCCGUGAGUGAGAAUAUUUUACCAAUUUUACUCCAAUGUGGUUAAAGUGCCCCAUCAAUUAAAAAUGUAUAGGGGCAGAUUGGAGUGGCAGCAAAUGGUUAAGCAUUUUGCCAUGUCCUUUUGGUCUGUUUUACCCUGUAGUCACUGCCAGUUUGGAAGCCUUUGUUAAAGCCUCUAGAAGUGCAAGUGAUAUGAAGCACCAAAUAUUCAUUAAUAUGCUGUAAUGUGUAAAAGCUUAGCAGUCAACCUGCUUGCACCAAUCCCAUGAAAUUACAGUAAAAUACUGUGAAAUACAAACCCCUCCCCUCAAUGAAUGUAAUACAUUCAUUUAUUAAUUCAUUCAUUCCGAUUACGGUAGCAUUUAGUUUUUUACAGUAUAAUACAGUCAAUUUUAUGAUAGUGUACUUUAUGUCAUUACACAUUACUUGCUUUGAUACCGUAUUCAGAUUACAUCAGGUGAACUGUAAUAUGAAAUACAGAAUUUUACUUGCCACCGAGCUGCCUGUAAUCUACUGUCAAAUUCACAGUAACCCCUUUACAGUGCUGGCAACAGCGCCGCUCUCCAGCCCCAUAGCAACAGGCCUGAACCACAAUGCAGCUCCUAGCAACAAAGCAACAAUGUAGUCCCAAGCAACAGCACAGAGCAACAAGGCAGCUCUUACCAACAGUCUGAAUCCUGUUGUAAUCUAACCUUCACCCUCUCUCUUGCUCUCUUUACUCAUUCCUCCCUCUCAGACCGGGAGAACCAUGUGUAUGAUAAGGUGGUGGGGAAGGGAGGGACAUACCCCCGCAGGUACCAUGUCUCCCUGCAUCACAAGGACCAUAGUGAAGGUAGGGGCACUUUGUGGUUCGUAUUUGACCUUUUCCCUGACCCAUUUCUUGAACCAUCUCCUCCUUCUCUUGGUCUCUUUGUUCUUCUCUCAUCUCUCCUUCACCCUCAACUCUCCUCUCAUCCCCCCAGGUCGGAGGACGUUCCCACGGAUCCGUCGCCCCCAGGGUAACCUGUUCACCCUGGUGCCCUCACGGCGCUCCCUCAAUGGCAGCGAGGAGAGUCUGGGCAGCUGGCAGCUAGUGGACAAGCAGGGCAGGCUCCGCCCACAGGAGCGCCCCAUCGCCCACAAGUGUGAGUCCUGACCCCACCUCUCCAUCUUAUAUUUACAUAUAUUACACAUUUUACAUAUAUUGUAUGGUUAUUAGAGAUUUCAUACUCAUUAAUCUAUUCUUAUAUCCUAUACAUUUCAAAUAAGGGAAUUUGUUUGUAUGAUGAAUGCAGUGUGGUGUAAUGUUUUCUAUAUGGAGAGAGUAUGAUAUGUAUGGUGUGUGCCCCUCCCUCCACAGCCCCCAGUGCUCCAGUGACGUGGAGGCGGGGCAAGCUGUUGGGUCAGGGGGCAUUUGGGAGGGUUUACCUGUGUUACGAUGUGGACACGGGACGGGAGCUGGCCGCCAAGCAGGUGGUGUUUGACCCGGACAGUCCUGACACCAGUAAGGUGAGACAGCAGGGGAUGCCAGAACUGUAUGCUACUACACAGAUUGUUUUCUGCUUUUAUAUCAAAGUCUACUGUUCACAGCCAGGCUACUGUAAUGUAUUUAUGCCAACAUGACUCAGACUCCCCAGCCUGAAGGAGAACUUGGUAUGACUUGAGUUCCCGUGUAUUGUUAAAGAUUGAUGCAUAGAGGGUUAGCCUGGAGCACCUUUAGCCUGGAGCAAUGCCAAGAAUGAGGUAAUGUGUUCAGCAAGCUACUUUACUCUUAAGAGGCGAUUGUGGAGGAAUGCAGUAUGGUGCAGUGUUUAACCUGACUGAGUUUCACUAUCGUAAGGGUUGGUCAACUGUCUUAAACACAACAGGCGCUAUUCAAUGAUCUGUAGUCAGGAAUCAGAUAAACUCAUGCUCUGAAUCACUGACGUAGUCACUAAAUCCUGACUGAGUGCUCAUCUCUGUCUCUGAGAGCAAUGAACUUUGAGGAGAUUAACGGGACUUUCUUUCCUUUCUCUCUCCCCCCUCUUUAAUGUAUUUUCCUGUCUGCCACAGAGAAAACAUGCACUGUCACUUCCUGUAUCUGAGUGGAGUAUUUGCAGGGGGGUGAGGAAGGGGAGAGUAGCGGAGCCAGCUUUGCCUUGGCCUCCAAUCACCCCUUAAACUCCCCUCUCCUCUCUCUCUCUCUCUCUCUCUCUCUCUCUCUCUCUCUCUCUCUCUCUCUCUCUCUCUCUCUCUCUCUCUCUCUCUCUCUCUCUCUCUCUCUCUCUCUCUCUCUCUCUCUCUCAUUCUCUCUCUCUCUCCCUCUCUCUCUCUGUCUCUCUCUCUGUCUCGCUCUCUCUUUUCUCUCUCUCUCCCUCUCUGCCUCUGGCCCCCCAGCCUGCAGUGGAUGUUAAUCAGUUGUUGUUGUUUUUAUCUAUUUAGUGGGUCUUUGUGUUGCAGAUACUUUGUAUAUAUCUCCAUUUCCCUCUUCCGCUCUCUACUCUCUCUCUCUCUCUUCUCUCUCUCUCUCUCUCUCUCUCUCUCUCUCUCUCUCUCUCUCUCUCUCUCUCUCUCUCUCUCUGUGAUGUGAUCUCUGUGGCCAUAUUCUCUGAGGUAAACAGAGGAACUGCUUUUGAGGAACUGGACUGUUACCGCUAAUGUCCUAUCUGCAGAGAGAGAGCUAGUCUGUGUGUCUGAAAUACUUUUUCCAUUUGUCAAUAUUUUUUUUGUCUUUUUGUGGACAGUUGACUCAUUCAUAUCAUGUAAUGUUGAGCAGUUUAUUUGUUGUUGAUUGGUUGCUGUAAUGUAUUUUUCCUUUCGUGUUUGUUCACAGUGUAGAGCAGUGGUUCUGUACAACAUCCCUAAACCUGUUGUUCCCUGUCUGUCUGUAGGAGGUGAGUGCUCUGGAGUGUGAGAUCCAGUUGUUAAAGAACCUCCACCACGAACGCAUCGUCCAGUACUACGGCUGUCUGAGGGACCACAACGAGAAGACCCUCACCAUCUUCAUGGAGUACAUGCCAGGGGUCAGUCUGUUCUUCACACUUCUGCUCAGGGCUGGAGUGUUGGGGGUUAAAGGGUAUCUGUGGUGUUCAGCCCUGGACUGUGUCCCAGUCUCUCCUGGGGAUAUGAGUAUUAACCAUGCACUUCCUUCUUGUCGCUCAGGGUUCAGUCAAAGACCAGUUGAAGGCCUACGGGGCGCUGACGGAAAACGUGACCCGGAAGUACACACGGCAGAUCCUGGAGGGCAUGUCCUAUCUGCACAGCAACAUGAUCGUUCACCGUGACAUCAAAGGUAGUUAUGUCAACACACUGCUCAGAUGGCCAUUUGUAGUAAAGAUAGUGAACUAAAUGGCUAUAGACUUCCAGACUCAAGCACAAGGACCUAAAAGCUACAUUUAAAAUACAAGGAAGGUGGUUGGGUGAGUCUGUGUCACAUGGUGUUACUCUGUCGUCUCCUUAUCCAGGUGCCAACAUCCUGCGGGAUUCGGCGGGAAACGUGAAGCUGGGAGAUUUUGGCGCCAGCAAGAGGCUGCAGACCAUCUGCAUGUCUGGCACGGGCAUCCGCUCUGUCACUGGCACCCCCUACUGGAUGAGCCCCGAGGUGAUCAGCGGGGAGGGCUACGGCAGGAAGGCUGACGUCUGGUAAGCACCAGGGACACAUGGGGUUGGGCUUGGGGUUUGGGUUUGGGUAAGAGGUCUUAUACACAUGCAGGUGAUUCUGAUUAGUUGUGUUGAUAGGAGGGGAGGUGGGGGAUAGAUGUCUCAUCUGGGAGUGUGUGAAUGUAUCUUCAAGUCAAGUGUCAGAUGCUUUCCUUGUGUGCUCUUAUAAGUAGGCUCCUUCCCUGAUAGCAGAGUGGUUAGACUGCUGGAAUGUGAAGGCAGGGAAAAUAGCUGUUCUAAAAGGGGGAAACCAUUAUUCUUAAAGGGAAAAAGUGCUAUAUAUAAAAGAGGAAAGGUGCUAUAUUUAAAAGAGAAUGUUGAGAAGGACUGCCUCACUCCCACGCACAGGGCCCUGAAAUGGGUCGGGCCCACCUGCUGCCCAGGGAUUCCCCUGUGCAAUCUGAUUGGGUAGUGUCCCAUCAGGCGAGGAAUGUGAUUGGCCAAGAACCAGCCAACCAGCCAUCUUGUGACAGGGGUCGGAAUGUUCCGACUUCAUAGCUCCCCUGGGGGACCAGGCCGGGAGCGUCGGUAGGGGGUAACAGGUCCAAAGGGGAGUCUGUCCCUGGCCACCCAGCUCCCCUCACCAGCCCCCUGCUCUGUCUGACUUCAGGACUGAAACGGCCUCCCGUAGCCAGCAAAAGGACACUUUAAUUGUCAACAGGGAAAAAGUUUCCACCAAAACAUUCCAGUGGAGCCUGGGAAAGCAGAAGAGGAGAGGGAUGGUCUGUUCCCUUCGUGCCUGUAGUGAGGAAAAGAUGCCCUUUGUUUUUUCAGUGUGUGCUAACACUGUUUUUGUCAAUUCACACAAGUCAAUAAGUUCUCCGAUUGUGUAUUGCAUUGAAUGUCCUAUUUUGAUGUUUGUGUGUGAGCGGGUUUCAAGUUUUAUGAGUCGUAUGUACAGGACACUUAUGGUAUACACCGUCCAACAAAAUGCUUACUUGCUGGUUCCUUCUCGAACAAUGCAACAACAAUAAGAACUAAUAAAAGAUAACAAUAUGAACAUAAAGUAAAUGGCUCAGUAGAAUAUAAUAUAUUUAUUAGUAAGUAUAAUACAGGAAGGCACAAUUUAUAUUCCAAUAUUUACACGUUUUGUGGAAGGGGGGGAUUGGGGGGCAAGUGUUUAAAUUGUGUGUUUGAGCUCAUAUGGGUGUUCUCUUAACCGUGUGUUUGUGUCACCUUCCCCAGGAGCCUGGGCUGCACGGUGGUGGAGAUGCUGACAGAGAAGCCUCCCUGGGCUGAAUACGAGGCCAUGGCGGCCAUCUUUAAGAUCGCCACCCAGCCCACCAAACCCCUGCUGCCCUCACACUCCUCGGACCACACCCGUGACUUCAUCCACUGCAUCUUUGUGGAGGCCAAGCACCGGCCCAGUGCUGAGGAGCUGCUCAGACACCCCUUCUCCCAGAUCCUCUGCUGAGGGGAAGUACUAGUACACUCUCUCUGUCUCGACCGCUCCUCAGGACUCAUGGUCUACAGCAGACAUCUAGACUCUAGACUUGGAAUUUGGAACAUGGCCCUGUCCAUCCUACAGCUCUCUCCCCAAACCAGACUCACCUCUAGUCAGACUCGUACCUUAACCCACAACAACACAUGAUCCAUUAUUAUGGAUAAUAGCACAGUGCCAUUAUUCCAAGCUGUUAAUGACCUUUAUCAAAUUCACCUCUAACUUCCCCCACUAGAGGGAGCUAUAUGACUGAUCAGUCUUCAGCUGUCUGCUGUGGAGAACUGGCCCCACCAACUCCACAUGAACUGUAGCUAUUCAGCUAUCACCUUGGUGGUCUGUGAGAGGAUCAAACACGCGCACACACACACACACAC